AUGGGCACUCGUGCAUCCUUGCGCCCCCUUCAAAAUGGUUGUGAGGAGAUGGCUGAUACAGAAAGCACCAUACGCAACACUCUGCUCAAUGCAAGCAGGGAUUCGAUUUCACGCCCAAACUCGUCGCUGAGCAUGCGCGUCGUACGCGUCGACUCUGUGGAGAGCGAGGAGUUGGAAAUGACGUCCAUUUAUAGGCAUGUGCCCAAUACAUUUAACGACUCGGAGACCAUGCCGCUGAUCAACGAUAUGCCGGAUCCAGCACGCCAAUGUACAGAAAGCAGGCGCGAGUAUGCGUUUAUUUCUCUAUCGUUUUUGAUUAAUCAAACCACGGCCGUUUUGAUCUCGUCGGUCAUUUUGGUUGCGACGGUUGCGAUGGGGCUUUGUUCCCGGUUUAUACACGCAAUACCCGAUAUGCUGCUGUCGAAACAACGCCCAAAACCGUUGUGGGACAACCCGGAGCGGUGGCGCAGCGAAGAGCUUGUAAAAAAUACUCAGUACUACGCAGAAAACUGCGGGUUUUUCAUCGUUGAUGAGCAGGCAGAGACGCAGGAUGGAUACUAUUUGUGCAUGCACAGAGUGGAAUGCAAAACGGACACGGCCAAGAAUGGGCCCGGCAAAGGGUUCCCUGUGCUAAUUAUGCAUGGUCUUUUCCAGUCGUCAGGGUCUUUUGUGACUUCGGAGGAGCGCAGUUUAGCAUUUUGGCUGGCAGCGAAAGGAUACCAAGUAUACAUGGGCAACAAUCGAGCUGCGUUCGAUAUGGGACACAGGACCCAUUCCCGCUAUUCUCCUGCAUUUUGGGACUAUAAUAUCCACGAUUUGGCAUUGUACGAUCUUCCCGCCAUGGUGGAUUUUGUGCGGCACAAAACGGAACACGACAAGAUUGCAUACAUUGGACAUUCACAAGGGAAUGCUAUCAUGUUCCUCGCUCUUUCGCGGUGGUUUGUGCCUGCAUUGGCAGACCGCAUUUCGUAUUUUGCGGCACUGGCGCCUGCCGUAUACAGUGGGCCCCUCACGAAAAAAUUCCCAUUGAAGUAUCUCUCCAAGCUGGAUUGGCUUGCAUGGCGCAGACUAUUUGGCGUUUGUGAUUUUAUACCUCUUAUGAAAUUUUCUUACGACUGGACACCUGCUACGCCGUAUGCGGCGCUAGGAUACCAAAUGUUUGCGUACCUAUUUGAAUGGACAGAUACAAAUUGGCUUUUGCGCAGGAAAGGCAAAAUGUUUCGCUUCACUCCGCAACCAACUUCGUCGGCUUCCAUGUUUUGGUGGGCUGGGAAGAAUGGGUUUGCCGAGCGUGGAUGCUUGUUUGCGCAAGAUACCCAAUGGUACGAUGAGCGAUUUCCACCGGCUGCCUUGUUUGGCGGAGGUGCAGACAGAUUAGUGCUUACGGAGCCAUUGCUCGAGCAUUUUGACAAGUACGAACACCAAGCGAAUUUGAUCCGGAUCAAGAUUCAACCUGGGGCUGAGCAUUGUGAUCAUUAUUGGUCUGCAGAUGCUGUGGAAUGGUGUUUUAAUGACAUUCUUGAUGACAUUGAAAAGACUCGGCCCAGAGAGUAG
This is a messenger RNA of Malassezia vespertilionis, 1554 nucleotides long. RefSeq lists its product as uncharacterized. NCBI's taxonomy places the organism in Eukaryota, Fungi, Basidiomycota, Malasseziomycetes, Malasseziales, Malasseziaceae. The transcript is spliced from 5 exons. The record is from RefSeq and is a predicted model, not a curated record. Gene Ontology annotation, biological process: lipid metabolic process. Bases 1 to 1554 code for a protein of 517 amino acids.